Molecule: messenger RNA, 861 nt
Organism: Symbiodinium sp. CCMP2592
Lineage: Eukaryota; Dinophyceae; Suessiales; Symbiodiniaceae
Source: the annotation of a GenBank genome assembly
AUGCGGUGCCACGGAUCGACGGACUUGGAGCUACGACACGGCUGUCCGCGGUCUCAACAGUCUCGGCGACGGCUGAUUUCGGCCGUCCUCGCGGUCGCUGCUCUGUUGACAUUGCCUGCGCUGCGCUGCGCUUUUGCAGGCCCGGAGGUGUCUCAGAGACGAAGUCUCGUUGGAAGAAAUGCCGAGGACGAGGACGCCAGGACCGUCAAGCUCUACACGCUGGAAGUUGGCCGCACGGACCACUACGUCUGGAGAGACAAGGAUGUCUUUGUUGGCAUCGUGGCUGAUGCCGGCGAGUGGACUGUCGACAUAGAUGCCGUCCGAGCUGGCUUCGACGAGGCCUGCGAGAGUGGGACUGCGGAGCUCUUCUCGGCUCCACUCAAUGUCGUCAAGGACUACGUCAAGGAGUUGACAUCUUAUGGCCUCGCAGCGCGAGCGAAGGAAGCAGCGGCCGGAGCGGAAGAGAGUUCCUACAGCAGGCGAAGCUUCAAGGACCUCUCCCCGGAACUAAAGGAAGCCGCCCGGGAAAGCGGCGUGGCCGAGGCAGAGGCUUCUGGCAAGCCCAUGCAGAUAGUCCUUCAGAAGUGCGAUCAUCCCACCUUGGAUGGUUCCAAGAGAGCCAUGCAAAAGUUUAAAGCAUAUGUGGAAUUGGCAACAGAUGCGGCCCAACGCUGGCUUCCAUCAGAUGCCGAGCUGAAUCAGUGCCCCUGGGGCCUUCAUGUCACAUCACGUGCGACACUUGGGAGCAGUUGGGAUACCGUCCAACGUGAUUUGCGUACAACGCAGCUUAUGCAGGCAAAACCAUGCUGCGGUCUCACGUUUAAUGAGCAGAGCAGCAGACCCUGCAAGAUUCGAAGGUAA